Molecule: messenger RNA, 5693 nt
Organism: Leptopilina boulardi
Lineage: Eukaryota; Metazoa; Arthropoda; Insecta; Hymenoptera; Figitidae
Gene: Rich
Product: guanine nucleotide exchange factor subunit Rich
Exons: 16
Coding region: 188-4429 (1413 amino acids)
Biological process (GO): retrograde transport, endosome to Golgi; intracellular protein transport
Cellular component (GO): Ric1-Rgp1 guanyl-nucleotide exchange factor complex; Golgi membrane; cytosol
Molecular function (GO): protein binding
Source: RefSeq, a predicted model, not a curated record
UUUGAGGUUAAUUCAUGUUUACUUAAUAUGUCAAAGCGUAGUUUUUUUUUUCUAAACGAAAUGUAUGAAUAUUAUAAAUAGUGAAAGUGUCUUAGUGAAAUGAAAUCCUCGAAUAAUUGUAAAUUGAUUCAGAAAGCUAUGUAAGGAAAUUUAGAGCUUUACUUAUAAUAUCAAAAAAAAAAAAGUCAUGUUUUUUCCAAUAGGUUGGCCACGAGUCUUAAACUCGUCGGAGCCUGAGAAAAUUCGUGCUGUUGUAUGUAAUAGAGAUAAAAUUCUAUUCUCCAUUCUUACAUCAAAUUCAUUAGCCAUCUGGUAUUGUAAGCCAUGUGUUCCAAUUGUGUUUAUAAAACGUCCACCGGAUUCCAUAGAAAAGUAUGGAGAAAAUACUUUAAUUCAAUGGAGACCGGACUCCAGUAUGUUGGUUAUCUCCACUUCCGAUAGUUAUUUAUUGUUCUAUCGUCUUUCCUAUAAUGGUCCGGAUGCUCAUGGUCUUUAUGAGCAACGUGAUUCACCAGUUACAAGUUUAAGACGAGACAGCGCUGAGCUUUUUAUCAAAGAAGUUAUUCCAUCAUUGACAUUAAAUUUUGAAAAAUCUGCAUGGAUUGAUGGUGGAAUAAGUUCUUUAGUUUGUAUUCGCGAUGAACUUAUGGUUGCAACAAAAACAAGUCAUAUCCUACGACAUAAAUGGGACGGCACAGUAAAUCGUGAUUAUUCUUUGGAUUUGGGGAGAAUUCCAUUUAGUGUUGAUCAACAAAUAUCAACAGUCGCUGUACCAAUAACGGAAAAUAAUGUUUUUGUCAAGGAUAUUGAAUAUUCACCUCUAGUUGGAGGAUUCGCUAUUGUUUUAAGCAAUGGAAAAGCUGCAUUCCUAACUGCUCAAUCUUUAAAGUUCGAUCCAAAUCAAGUACAAGGUAUUUGGGCAAAAGAUUUAGACGAUGCAACAUGUGCUGCAGUUAAUCAUAAAUAUCGCUUAAUUGUUUUUGGUAGAAGAAAUUCCGAAGGUGUUGUUUAUUAUGUCGAUGAAACAACAGGAGGAUUGGAGAUUUCUCAUAAUUUAAGUUUAUCGUCGAAAGAUUAUCCAGGAAAGCCGGGACAAGUGACUUGUUUACGAUGGACUCCAGAUAGUUGUGCAAUAGCAAUGGCCUGGGAGGGUGGUGGUCUAGCUAUUUGGAGUACAUUUGGAGCACUUCUUCUUUGUUCAUUAAAAUGGGAUUAUGGUUUAAGAGUCGAUCUUGCACGCGAUAAUCCUCUUCACAUUCACACAAUGGAAUGGUCCGCGGAGGGAUAUCAAUUGUGGAUGUUGAGAGAAUCUCCUUCGCCUGCAUUGGAACAAAAUGGAAAUAAUGAAAUUAGUAAUACGCGAACUUUAAUUCAAAUGGAUUUUGUCAAAAGUCCUUUAACUGUUAAUCCAUGCAUGGGCCAUCAUGGUCAUUUAUAUUUACAAGGCGAGGAUCGUCUUUAUUUAAAUCUUGGAAGUGGCGUUUCAACAUACAAUGGAAGUUUUCAUCUCACAAAUGAAACGCCUUUAGAUAGUUCCUUACAGACACUUUCUGGUUCAAAACAAUGGUUAGUUGUUCCUAUUCCAAUUGCUUAUAGCGGCUCCAAUUGGCCAAUUCGAUUCACGGCAAUUGACAAUGAAGGCCUAAGUAUUGCCGUAGCUGGACGAACAGGAUUGGCGCAUUAUUCACUUCCAUCGCGAAAAUGGAAAUUAUUUGGCAAUGAAACACAGGAACGUGAUUUUAUAGUAACUGGCGGUUUAUUGUGGCAUCGUGGAUUUCUUAUUGUCAGUAGCUAUUCAUUAUUGGAGGAUAAAGACGAAAUAAGAAUUUAUCCACGCGAUAUGCGUUUGGAUAAUAGUUAUGUUAGAAGUAUAAAAAUGCCAUCUCAGGUACUUUUGCUCAAUACAACGAAAAAUCAUCUUUUAACAUUUUGCGCAAACGCUCAAAUUAGUAUCUACGACAUGGUGCUCGAUGGAAAGGAAGGUACAGGGAGUCUUGAAUUAAUGAGAACGCAAACAAUUGAUAUUAGUGGACUUUGUGUUCAUCCGGCUUGUGUUGUGAGUGCAACAUUGACGACAAUUCGUGCGGAAACUGCAGGAAGUCAUCCACAUCCCGAGAGUCUUUUGUUAAACGUUUCUGGAAGACUUCUGAUGGUUCAACGUGAACAUUGUACCGACAAUUCGGAAGUGUUGUUUACCUGUGGUGCUCCAACUGUAUUGGCGUCGUGCGUUGAAAAUGUCUGGGUACCUUGGCGAUCAAGACGUGACAAACCACAUUUAACAGAAGCUCUCUGGCUAUUUUGUGGUGCUCAUGGAAUGCGCGUUUGGCUUCCAUUAUUCCCACGUAAUCAACAAGACAAAACACACACAUUUAUGAGUAAAAGAAUAAUGCUACCAUUUCAUUUGAGAAUCUAUCCAUUGGCUAUUUUAUUCGAGGAAGCAAUUUUACUUGGCGCUGAAAAUGACACAGUUCUCUAUACUUCUGACACGCAUUCUCUUUUUUCGUUACCAUUCUGUUUACUCGAACUCACGAGUCAAGUUUAUCUACAUCAAAUUCUACGACAAUUGAUUCAACGUAAUUUGGGUUAUCACGCAUGGGAUAUAGCGAGAUCGUGUUCGGCAUUACCAUAUUUUCCCCAUUCAUUGGAAUUACUUUUACAUGAGGUACUUGAGGAAGAGGCAACAAGCAAGGAACCAAUACCCGACGCUCAAUUACCAUCGGUUGUUGAAUUUAUUCGUGAAUUUCCCGGUGUUUGGGCACGAGCUGUUGUACAAUGUGCAAGAAAAACGGAAAUUGCCCUUUGGCCAUAUUUAUUCUCAGUGGCUGGACCGCCAAAAAAAUUAUUACAAGACUGUCUACAACGUCAGGAACUCGAUACGGCGGCAAGUUAUUUAAUUAUUUUACAAAAUUUAGAACCAUCUUCAGUGAGUAGACAGCAUGCGACAUUGUUACUUGACGCCGCUUUGGAGCAAGGACGAUGGGAAUUGUCGAAAGAUUUAGUUCGCUUCCUCAGGGCGAUUGAUCCAAAUGACGUUGAAUCGCCACGAACUUCUUGGGGUGCAACAUCAAAAUUAGGAGGAGGUCCACCGCAAACUCCGCCGAUUUCAACUCAGGAAGAUGAUUUAUCACUUGUUUUGGGAACAAUGCAGGUGUCAAGAAGUCGAAGUUACAGUACAACUGUUUCUCCAAAAAUGCAAACUGAAACUGGAAAUAAAGAACAAACACCAUCGUCAAUGUUGGAGAAGACAAAAAAUGUUGUAAUGAGACGAAAAAAAUCGGUACCAAGUGUCAAAGCCGAGAAGAAUGAUAACAAAGAAGGAUCAGCGGAGGAAUUUUUUAUUGAUGUAAUUUUGCAGAGACAUGCACGACGUUUAUUGUCAGCGCGACGUUUAACUGAUCUUGGACGUUUUGCGGCGCGUCUUGAUUUUCAUUUAGUUACAUGGUUAGCACGCGAGAGAGAUCGUGCGGCAAAAUUAGAUGAUUUUGUCGUUGCCUUAAAAGCCGUCCAUGAGGAUUUUAUUUUUCCCUAUCCAUUAUUGACAUUGCCAACUUUAAAUAAAUUUCGUCGUUCAAGUAUUAAUUCAUUGAAAUCAAUUCGUUCGUCAACGUUCGAUAGUCCAGAGGAGGUUAAUAUGAUUGUUGAUUUUUCCGAUAGUGGCUAUACAAGUUUACCAAGUAGUCGUCCACCUUAUACAAGUUUAAUUUCACCUGUUGCAAGUCUUGAGACACAGUUUCCUGUUACUGAAGCGAAUCUCACUUCUCAAAUGCUUCAAGAUACAAAUAGUGUGAUCAGCGACACGAGUACAGUUUGGAAAGAUGAUAUUGAAUCAAUUGUUGGAACGGGAGUUGGAAAUUGUUGGGUGACAACGGAGCCAAUAGAACCAAUUGAAAUUCACGUUCCUUCGCCUGUGGGUCCAGUUAGUCGGGCUGAGGUUCAAUUACGUUAUCUUUUGCAAUUGUUCCUUGAAGCUGGCUGCCUUGGAUGGGCCGCUAUUUUAGCCACCGUUUUAAGAGACGCUCCGGCUAUGUCAAGAACAGUUAGAGCAGCUUACGCGCCAAUGCAAACACUCGAAUCUGCUAUUAAUUUACGAGAUGGUCUUCAAUUAUUGACACGAUGGUCACACAAUGAAUGCCUUGGAUAUCGAUCCUACAUGUCAGGAAUUCAGGGUCAAAUAUCGUUGCUCAAUCGUUUAAUUAUAACGAAACAACAACAGGAGCAAGAAAUUCCCGAGAGUCCAUCGCCAAGUCCUGCACCAUCAGCUGGUAGUCAACAACGAGGUAAUGUAUCACGUUCACUUAGUCAUACAUCGCUCGAAGAAGAAAAUUCUCUCGAUUCACCGAGUUUUGAAGAAACAAGUAUUCGCGGUAGUCACAGUAAUUUAAAAGAUUUGGAUACUAAUUCCUCACAGUCUGGAUGUUUGAUUUCUUAAACAGGGUUCAAAAAAAAAAAAUAAUAAUAAUUUUGCUCUUUAGAGAAUUAAAAAAGAAACAAACUCACUAGACGAAUUAUUAUUAUUAUUCAAAGAGGAAAAUUUGUACAUAAGAUGUUUGUAUAAUUUUGUAGAUAGAAUAUGAAUUUAAGAUUCCGAAUUUCCAAGAAUUGUUUAAAAAAAAAAAAUGUCUCUCCUAUAAACGUGAUAAUUGUUGAUGCAAUCAAAGUCAAUAAUGAAUCCUGCAAAGUGCUCAUGACUAUUUUUUUUUGACAUAGAAUUUUAUUUUUCUGUAAUUCAGUAUAAAAAACAAAACUAGCCAUUAAUUGAUAAUCAAAUAAUUUUUAAAUAGUAAAAUUAUAUAAUUUUAAUAUUUUUGUUAAUUUUCGCUUGAAAAAUUUUGAAUUUUCCUUUCAAAUUUUGUUAUAUAUAAAAUAAAUAUAACAAAAUUUGGUGCGAAUUUACAAAAAAAAAAAAAAUGAAUUUUAAAGAAUCCGACUGAGAAAAAAAAAUAUUUUUUUCAUAUUAACGUAGAGCGAACAAAUAUUUAAAUGUUUUAAUUAUAGAAAACGUCCAAUUAAUUAACUGUAAAUGUAAUUAGAAUUUUUUCGAUUCUAAUUGCGGGGUUAAAACUUGAGUCCAAAAAUACUUAUAUAUAUUUUACCUUGAUAAUUAAAAAACCAUUUUAAUUUUUUUUUUUUAAACUAUUUUUACAAAUGUAGAUGACUUUUCUUUUAUAUAUUAUUUUAACUAAAAAAAAAAAAGUAUUUUCUAUUUUUCUUCUACAAUUUAAUUCAUUCAAUUUUAAUAUUUAAAAAACAAUAUAAAUAAUAUAUAAAUAUAUUUAGUAAAUCGUGAUUUUAAUGCCAAAAAGUAGAAUUGCUCUAUUAAUAAAAAGAAAGGGCCAAAAAAAAGAAUAUCUAUUUCUAAUAAAUUUUUCUUCAUUUAUUUUGUCUAUCGUUCUAAAAUUAUUAUUAUACAAUUGAGAAAAUAUUUCUUGGUCAAUUUUCGAUAUGUACCUUCCUAAAAGUCAAUCUUUUUAUUUAGAAACAAAAAAAAAUUAUUCCACGAAUUUGUGUAAGAUUUUAUUUUUUAGAGAAUAUUAGUCGUGUUAAGUAUAUAAUGUGUGAAUGUAAAAAAAAAACAAUGUAGAAUGACAAUGUGUGUUAUGAAUGAAAUUUAACACCAAAAGUUAAUUAACAAUUUGAGCAUUUAUAAAUCCUGUACAAUAGGAGACAAAAUAUACUUAUUAUAUUUUCCCAAA